GGGGAUGCUCACCCCUUCCUGCCCCUCUGCCAGGUCUCCAGGCAGGGUCUCACUGCUGAGGACCUCUCACUCUGCCGAAGGCAGGGCCCACUGCCUCCACGAUGGCGAGAUGGCUGCCCCGCUCCACCGACCUGACCCGCUUCUGCCAGAAACUCAACCGAGUGAAGACCCUGGAGGAUGACAUGAUGGAGACAUCCUUCAACAGAUGCCUUUCCACCAUCGACUUGACGCUGCUGGGCAUUGGGGGCAUGGUGGGCUCCGGGCUGUAUGUCCUCACAGGCACUGUGGCCAAGGAGAUCGCUGGCCCCGCUGUCAUUGUCUCCUUCAUCAUCGCCGGCUUUGCCUCACUCCUGGCUGCUCUCUGCUACGCCGAGUUUGGAGCCCGUGUGCCCAAGACAGGCUCUGCCUACAUGUUCACCUACGUGUCCGUGGGUGAGAUCUGGGCCUUCCUCAUCGGCUGGAAUGUGCUGCUGGAGUACAUGAUCGGGGGGGCUGCGGUGGCCAGGGCCUGGAGUGGCUAUCUGGACUCGAUCUUCAACCACAAGAUCAAGAACUUCACCGAGACCCAUGUGGGUGCCUGGGAGGUGCCAUUCCUGGCCCGCUACCCAGACUUCCUGGCAGCCGCCAUCCUGCUGGUAGCCACUGCCUUCAUCUCCUUUGGGGCCAAAGUAUCCUCCUGGCUCAACCAUGUCUUCUCGGCUAUCAGCAUGGGCGUCAUCCUUUUCAUCCUCAUCAUGGGCUUUGUCCUUGCACAGCCCAAGAACUGGAGCACCCAGGAGGGCGGCUUCGCCCCAUAUGGGCUGUCAGGUAUCAUGGCUGGCACAGCUACCUGCUUCUAUGCCUUCGUGGGCUUCGACGUCAUCGCAGCCUCCAGCGAAGAGGCCAGGAACCCACAGAGGGCUGUCCCCAGGGCCAUCGCUUUCUCCUUGGGACUCGCCACCGGCGCCUACAUCCUGGUGUCAGUUGUGCUGACACUGAUGGUGCCCUGGCACUCGCUGGACCCUGACUCUGCCCUGGCUGAUGCAUUCUACAGGAGGGGCUAUGCCUGGGCAGGGUUUCUGGUGGCCGCUGGCUCCAUCUGUGCAAUGAACACGGUUCUGUUGAGCAACCUCUUCUCCCUGCCACGCAUCGUCUAUGCCAUGGCUGAGGACGGGCUCUUCUUUCAGAUCUUCUCCCGAGUGCACCCCCGCACACAGGUGCCCGUUGUUGGCAUUGUGGUCUUCGGGCUGCUCAUGGCUCUGCUGGCCCUUGUCUUCGACCUGGAGGCCCUGGUGCAGUUCCUGUCCAUUGGCACGCUGCUGGCCUACACCUUUGUGGCUGCGAGCAUCAUCGUCCUGCGCUUCCAGCAGCAGAAGGUGGAUGUCCCUGCACCGGCAGCUGGUGGCCGGCCCAACCCCGAGCCCCACGAGGGUCCAUCCAGUGGUGAGCUGAAGGAGUACGAGUCCUUCUCCGACAAGCUGCAGCUGGUGGACAGGGACAAGAACAAACAGCAGCGGGAGCCAGGGCAGCUGAAGGCAGCGUUUGAGCCCUACCUGGAGUUCCUCAGCGACUUCUACCCAGGUGAGGUGGUCACAGUGGCCGUGGUGACCCUGAUGGUGUCUGCCAUCUGCCUCUGCUCCAUCUUGGUCUUUGGCCACACCCACCUCCACCUGCCCACCUGGAGCUACUCCCUGCUGCUGGUCCUCUUCAGCCUGGGCUUCCUGCUCAGCCUCCUCCUCAUCUGGGCACACGAGCAGCAGCACAGCACCCAGACCUUCCAGAUCCCCCUGGUGCCCCUCUCCCCGGCACUGAGCAUCGUUCUCAACAUCUACCUGAUGCUGAAGCUCAGCUACAUGACGUGGCUCCGCUUUGCAGUCUGGCUGCUCUUAGGCCUGCUCGUCUACUUCAGCUACGGCAUGUGGCACAGCAAGGAGAACCUGCGGGAGCUGCGGCCCCAGCACCUCAGCGCCCGCUACGUGGUGUUCCCCAGCGGCAGCCUGGAGGAGAGGGUGCAGCCGGUCCAGCCCAGCUCCCAGCCCACUGCUGGUCUCCCGGACACCGACACCGAUGACUGCAAGAGAUGACACCCCAGGGGAUGGGGGCACCUGGUGAUGGGAGCAUCAGAACCCCCUCCCACAGUGAGGCCAGAGACCCUUCCCCCUCCUCCUGGUCCCUAUGACAGCAGAGCCACCAGGGCUGCCCUGGGCGUGGGGCUCCAUCCGGAGAGGAUGAGGAUGCUCACCCUUACCACACGCUCCCCACAGAGCGUGGAGGGGCCGGCUCCCUCCCCCCCAUCCCCUGCACUCAGGAACUGGGUCUCAGCCCAGUGCCUGCCCUACUUACGAGGAGGCGUGUCCUUGUCACCUCUCCCCGAGUGCACCCUGGCACUGUGCAGCACACCUCCUGUCCACUGGCACAUCCAUGCAGCCAGGGAUGCAGAGGUUCCCUGGGGAGUGGGACAGGAAGCCCAGCGCUGCCUAUCCUGGCUCUCAUCCUGUCUGCAGCUCCGACUGCAGCCCCCUUUCCUCCUGCGGAGCCCUUCUGCCUCCCUCAGAGUCCCUUCAGAAGGAGGCAGGGACCUCCCCACAAGCAUCCCUACCAUCCCUGCCAUCUGCGCCGUCCCCAUCCCCAGGGCUGCUCUCCUCAAAGGUUGGGACUGAGGGGGCGAUGGUGGAGGAGGUAGAGAAGGGACAUGGCCAGAGUGGGU
Manacus vitellinus (golden-collared manakin) is the source of this 2686-nucleotide messenger RNA. RefSeq names its product solute carrier family 7 member 4 (gene SLC7A4). Gene Ontology annotation, biological process: amino acid transport; transmembrane transport. Gene Ontology annotation, cellular component: plasma membrane. The transcript has 4 exons. NCBI's taxonomy places the organism in Eukaryota, Metazoa, Chordata, Aves, Passeriformes, Pipridae. The record is from RefSeq and is a predicted model, not a curated record. Gene Ontology annotation, molecular function: amino acid transmembrane transporter activity. The coding region runs from base 102 to 2063 and encodes 653 amino acids.